UGAAUCCCGAAACCAGAAUCAUGUCGCAUCCACCUCCUGCGAAGCACGAGAAUUCAGCGACAAUGCCUUACCGAAAGAUCAAAGUACAUGACAUCAGUCACAUCCUACACCUGCCCGGUGGACGGGUCAUCUGCCAUUCAUGGAAUGGGUCAUUUAGAGUCUGGGACUUGGAGACGGGCAUACGGGUCGAGGAAUGGGAGAACAAAGAUACAGGAGCGAUGAUCAUGGCAUUGUCGCCGGGCAGCAAGACAAUAGCAACUGGUGAUCAGGAUGACGCAGUGAAAUUGUGGGACGUCGACACAGGCAAUGUCAUCAAAACAUUGACGGGGCACACAGGUCUAUUGUGUUCUAUGUCCUGGAGUUCAGAUGGAGGCCGGGUGGUGUGUGGAUCCCGGGAUGGGACAUUCAGAGUGUGGGAUGUCAAGAGCGGAGAAACUAUCCUGGGACCAAUCAACGCAGCGGAAUUUAUUUGGGCGGUUCGUUACUCACCCGAUGGCAAGAUGAUUGCCACAGUGGCAGGCGAACUGAAAAUUUGGGAUGCCAACCUCAGGCGAACCGCUCAAAACACUCCAGGGUUUUUUUUUGUGCCUGGCAUGGACCUCAAUGGAAAAAACACUUAUCACCGGCGGAUUCCCCCUCAUGAAAUUCGACACAGCCACCUGGUCACAAACUUGAGCGCAUCCUCGCAGGUACACACAAGUUUAGCAAGACAGCCUGUUUAUGGAACCUCGAAACCGAUCAACUCAUCAAAAACAUUACAUCACCCUGAAUACCCCGUGUGGCGUAGUCAGCCUACCUUUUCUGCAGAUGGAAAGUUCCUUGUCACUAGCUGCGAAGACGGCCACCUAUACACAUGGGAUGUUUCCGCUAUCGUCAAAGAGGCUGGCCUUCAAUUAGAAAUUCUUGAUGCUCCACCACAACCAGCAGUAAAGAAGAAAGGUGCUUCUCAUAUACCCCAGGGUUCUUUGACGAUGACAUACGAAAGGCUAAUGAGCGCAUUCGUCUAUCCCAAUCCCAUGGACCAUAUUCGCCACCCAACUCCAGCACCACGUCAACGCGCCCUCAGUCGAUUUUCCUCCUUAUGGCGUGACUCAAAUUCGCACAGGGAAACUGACCACCAUGGGCGACCUCAGUCCCACCCUCUUAGCUGGACUCGAAAUCUUGGUAUACUACGCAGACGAGAUGCAUCAGGCAUUGAGUUGCAAGAGGUCGAGGUCCCUUACACAGCGGGCAAGCCUAGGAACUAUCAUGCAAGAAAGAAGAAGCCAGUUGCUAGCUCAUCUCGAGCUUCUAAUACUCAUACCACGCAACCUAGCUCGUCUUCACAACCACCACCUUCAACGGCCGCUUGCCUCGACACUUUCCGCAGUUACUGGUACUGCUGGAGCAUCAGGAAGUCCUCAUGCCACAGAUAUCGGAUGUCAAGCGACACUUUGGCUUCUGUGUUUCUACCUCCUGGUUAUUUCACAACGGGAAGUAUCGCGCUACAGGGUGUUACAGGGUGCUACCAAGCACUUCGUAGCAAAUUACGUUUUCCUGAUGUGUAUGCAAAGUUUGAAGCAGAUAACGCUAAGAUUGAGUAUUUCAGAGGUUCUUUGCAAGAUACGACUGGUUAUUAA
Molecule: messenger RNA, 1619 nt
Organism: Suillus bovinus
Lineage: Eukaryota; Fungi; Basidiomycota; Agaricomycetes; Boletales; Suillaceae
Product: quinon protein alcohol dehydrogenase-like superfamily
Exons: 8
Coding region: 21-1619 (532 amino acids)
Molecular function (GO): protein binding
Source: RefSeq, a predicted model, not a curated record